Punica granatum (pomegranate) is the source of this 3319-nucleotide messenger RNA. The record is from RefSeq and is a predicted model, not a curated record. NCBI's taxonomy places the organism in Eukaryota, Viridiplantae, Streptophyta, Magnoliopsida, Myrtales, Lythraceae.
UAUUAACCUUCCUGCCAUUUCCACGGGGUCUCUCUCUCUCUCUCUGUGCGCUCCAUUCGGUCUCUGAAGCUCGCCGUGUCCCUUCCCUUCUCGUCCGUUCUCCCUCGGGCUCGUCGCACCUCACUCUCCGGAAGCUCAGGCGGGACAGCCCGUCUACUCAACUUUUCUACUUUUCAUGGCGAGAACAUUGUGAAGUCAUGCUGCAGUGAAGCUUCAUGUUGUCAGUUUACCAUCUGAUGGGCAAUGAAUCGUUGUGACUGAUGCUAUGAUGGAAGGUGGAGAUACCCUGCAAAUUGGACCGAGUGACAGUCUUAUCGAUCCCGCAAAUGAAGCUCAUAACCGAGGUGGGCCCGCUAGUUCUCCCAAAACUCCCAGUGUGGUGUUCGAAGAGGGUGUCGAGAUCGAGCCCCGGAAUGGAAUCGAAUUCGAGUCUCAUGAGGCGGCUUACUCGUUCUAUCAGGAAUAUGCCAAGUCUAUGGGAUUCACCACGUCGAUAAAGAACAGUCGGCGCUCGAAGAAAUCAAAGGAAUUCAUUGAUGCCAAGUUUGCUUGUUCUCGUUAUGGGGUCACCCCUGAAUCAGAAAGUGGGAGCAGUAGGCGUCCCAGUGUGAAGAAGACUGAUUGUAAAGCGAGCAUGCAUGUGAAAAGGAGGCAGGAUGGAAAGUGGAUUAUACACGAAUUCAUUAAGGACCAUAAUCAUGAACUCUUGCCUGCCCUAGCAUACCAUUUCCGAAUCCAUCGGAAUGUGAAAUUAGCUGAGAAGAAUAACAUUGAUAUUCUGCAUGCAGUCAGUGAACGGACGAGAAAGAUGUAUGUGGAGAUGUCUAGACAAUCGGGCGGAUACCAACAUGUUGGGAUGGUUCAAGAUGGCCUAAAUUAUCAGUUCGAGAAAGGUAGGCACUUGAAUUUGGAUGAGGGAGAUGCACAGGUGAUUCUUGAAUACUUUAAACGUAUCAAGAAGGAGAAUCCGAGCUUUUUCUAUGCAAUAGACUUGAAUGAAGAGCAGCGACUCAGGAACUUGUUCUGGGUCGACGGUAAGAGCCGGAGUGAUUAUAUGAGCUUCAGUGAUGUGGUAUCUCUUGAUACUUCUUAUAUCAAGGGCAACGAGAAGUUGCCUCUUGUGCUAUUUGUUGGGGUUAACCAUCACUCUCAGUCUAUGUUGCUGGGGUGUGCAUUGGUGGCAGAUGAGAGUAGAGCAACUUUUGUUUGGUUAUUGAAGACAUGGCUUAUGGCAAUGGGUGGAAAAUCGCCCAAAGUUAUACUCACCGAUCAAGAAAGAGCUCUCAAGGCAGCUGUGGAAGAAGCCCUUCCCAGUGCUCAUCAUUGUUACCCUCUUUGGGAUAUAUUGGAAAAGGUCCCUGAGAAUCUCGCUGAGGUAAUCAAAAGCCACGAGAAUUUCUUGCCCAAAUUCAACAAGUGCAUUUUUAAGUCAUGGACAGAUGAAAAGUUUGAUAUGAGGUGGUGGAGAAUGGUCACAGUGUUUGAACUUCACAAUAAUGGUUGGAUUCAGAUGUUAUAUGAAGACAGGAAAAAAUGGGUACCCACCUUUCUCGGAGAUACUUUUCUAGCAGGAAUGUCCAUGCCUCAGCGUUCUGAUAGCAUCAAUUCUUUCUUUGACAAGUAUGUUCACAAGAAAAUUACAGUAAAGGAGUUCGUGAAACAGUUUGGGUUGAUUCUUCAGAACCGAUAUGAGGAGGAAGCUGUAGCAGAUUUCGAUACUUUGCACAAGCAACCUGCCUUGAAAUCACCCUCCCCAUGGGAGAAACAAAUGUCGACUGUUUACACUCAUGCGAUUUUCAAGAAAUUCCAAGUAGAAGUUUUGGGUGUUGUGGGUUGUCACCCUAAACGGGAAAGGCAAGAUGGGCCAAUCAUAACAUUUAGGGUUGACGACUGUGAGAAGGAUGAGAACUUCAUGGUCACCUGGAAUGAAGUGAUCUCACAGGUCUCUUGCUCCUGUCAUUUGUUCGAGUUCAAAGGCUUCCUUUGUCGACAUGCAAUGAUUGUUCUCCAAAUUUGUGGUUUGUCAAGCAUCCCGCCUCACUACAUUUUAAAAAGGUGGACGAAAGACGCGAAGACUGGCCAACCUGCAGAGGGCGAAGAGACAAAAAGGAUAAAGACUGGGGUCCAGAGGUACAAUGAUCUGUGCAGGCGUGCUAUUCAACUGAGCGAGGAGGGUUCUUUAUCUGAAGAGACUUAUCGAAUCGCUUUUCGUGCCCUUGUUGAGGCUCUGAAGAACUGUGUAAAUGUGAAUAAUUCUAGCAGUGCCGGCGCAGAAUCUAGUAAUGGCAUUAUUGGCCUUCGUGAGAUUGAAUUGGAGAACCAGGGAAAUUUGGCAAGUAGAACGAGUAAAAAGAGAACUACCAACAGAAAAAGGAAGGUGCAGGAGGAGUCCGAUGUUCUUAUGGUUGAGGGACAGGAUGGCUUGCAUCAAAUGGACAACUUAAGCACAGAAGGAAUCACUUUCAGUGGAUAUUACGGUGCCCAACAAAAUGUGCAAGGACUGGUACAAUUGAACUUAAUGGAGCCACCACAAGAUGCCUAUUAUGUUAGUCAGCCGAGCUUGCAGGGGCUGGGCCAAUUGAAUUCUAUUGCACCUGGGCAUGAUGGAUUUUUCGGGACCCAGCAGGGCAUUCACGGGCUGGGUCAGAUCGAUUUCCGAACCCCGGGAAGCUUCAGUCACAGCUUGCAGGAUCAAACGAGGCAUGGUUGAUGUGGAGUGGAUUUCGAACAGACUUUUUAACUUAUGGACUCUGGUAGUCGGACAUUCAGAGUUUUGCUUUUGGCGCAGAAUCUCUGAUCGAUUUAACAACCCUAAAGUAACUGGAAUUCUUCCCACCUCACUAUAUUUGACCUCAAGACAGUGCUGCAGAUGAUGAUCCCUCAAGUAAUAGUUCCAAUUUUGAGCGUAACGAACCAUUGAGGAGCAGAAUGACAGGACGCAAGGAACUUGUUGAGGGUCUUAAACAACAUGGUGAAGACUGCACGCGGCAUGAGGGGCUGAUUCGAUUCGUUCAUCGCCAUCUUAGUUGGUAGACGUAGUAAACAGGACGAUUGAUCCCGGGCAAAGCUGACCUUUCCGUACAAGCUUUGAAUGAGGAAGGCUACGUGAUAUCGGGUUAUAUAUAACCAAAGGCGUGUAUUCCCUUGUAAGAGAUUUUGUAUAAAGUGGUGCAGGUAGUGGUUACAUUGGAUCUGGAUCUCAUGUAUGGUCCGGAAAUUUGGAGCAUUUUGAUUGUGUUGUUGGGCCUCUUAAGCAUUUUAUGGAUCACAUUAUUACUAUGGAGCUAUCAAAAGCACCGAUGCUGUUCGCUUUGUACAA